AUGAGUGAGAAGCUCACCAUAGACGAGCAGAUGGUGCCAUUCAAGGGGAGACACAGGUUGAAACAGUACCUGCCACCAAAACCAAAGAACUGGGGCUAUAAAAUUAUCUUCUUGGCAGGAUCUGAUGGAAUACCACACAACCUUGAAGUUGACCAACCUCCUGAGCUGCCGAAUGUUGGAGCUAGUGAAAAAGUUGUCCUCCAACUGGUCCAGCCAAUCCCCAAGGAAGAGAACUACAAUCUCUUCUUUGACAAUUGGUUCACUAGUGUCCCUCUUGUAGUCACAUUGGCUGAGCAGGGAAUUCGCUGCACUGGCACUGUUCAUGGCAACAGAUUACCUGGGGUCAACCUGAAGAGAGCAGGACAUGGGCCAUUCAAAGAGAAGAUGGCCAUGGUGAGAGAAACCACCUUGUAUGUUGUCAAGUGGUGCGACAACCACUCUGUGACCCUUAUGAGUGACCACAUCGGAGCCAACCCUGUGAUUGAGGUUGACAGGUGGGAUUGCUAGAAAAACAUCACUGUGGUGCAAGAAUAUAACAAGAACAUGGGUGGGGUGGACCUCUGCAUGUGUGGUAAGAGCCUUGAGAAGAAAUGAGGUCGUCCCAGCCAGUCCAUUGCUGGCGCAUAUAGAGAAGAGGAAGAAAGGACGCACA
This is a messenger RNA of Scatophagus argus, 652 nucleotides long. RefSeq names its product piggyBac transposable element-derived protein 2-like. The coding region runs from base 1 to 507 and encodes 168 amino acids. The transcript has 2 exons. NCBI's taxonomy places the organism in Eukaryota, Metazoa, Chordata, Actinopteri, Scatophagidae. The record is from RefSeq and is a predicted model, not a curated record.